AUGGCGAUGCCUGCAGAAUCUGACAUUACCGGUGCGCAGAGCAGCCCUCGUGAAAAAAGCCUCAGCGCACCGGAUCGCAAUGGUUAUGUGAAAACAUGUGUCAUCCCACUGUGCCGUGACCGAGACUACGAGUCGUGGGUGAGGCUAAUGUUCACAAAAAUAUGGAGUUCCCAGAGACUCCGGAGUGCGGUGUGUGUGGGGUCGCUUUCGGUUUUUCUCGCUCUGCUGGUCAAAUGUGCAGACUGGAAAGCUGAAGCCAGCAGCAGCAGCAGCAGCAGCGCUGACAACAGACUCUCGCAUUCAUCGCCUCCCCUUCAAUUCGUUACAGGCUGCGCGGCGGAGCUGCUGCAAACUUGCUGGAAUGUGGUUUCGCCAUUGUUCACCCUCGUAUGUGCCUUCUUCUGGGUCGGCGCGUACUUAAUCCGCUGUGGGGUUCUAAUCCAGACCGCCCUGUCCCUCCUCACCGUGUGCCACCUGGGCGAAGCAGCGGCGUGGUCGCUCCUGGACGGGACGGAUGAGCGGCUGUUUUCAUUCACGACAGCGGCCGUGGUCGUGCUCGUCUGCGUGGCCACCGGCGCACUCAUGGUAGCACGUCUGAAUCAGGGCAUAUCUCUGAUCGUUUUCAUCAGCAUUAUCAGGACUGUUUCACUCUUCUCGCUGCACAAAGUAAGGGCCACUUGGAGACCGUACGUAGCGUACCUGGUUGGAGUGCUGGGCAUCCUGCUGGCGAGGUAUGCUGACAAGCUCCUUCCCAACCAAGGGAGACACAAGGAGGGCUGCACCCCCGUGACUGGAGCCAGGGAAGAGAUCCCUGUAUUUAAAAGGCGCAGGAGGUCCAGUUCUGUGAUAGCGUCAGACAUGGCACACAGUCAGUCCAACAGUAAGUCACAUCGCCGGACCUCUCUGCCAUGCAUCCAGAGGGACCAGAUGCUCCCCCGCUCAGACUGGGACCACAAGAGAGGCUCCCGAGGAUCACAGUCAUCAGGCACCACUGUCAUGGUGGACAUAGCAGUGAUGGGAGAAGCUCAUGGACUAAUCACAGACCUGCUGGCUGACCCCUCUCUGCCCCCCAACACCUGCACCUCACUGCGGGCCGUCAGCAACCUGCUAACCACCCAGCUCACCUUCCAGCCCCUGCACCGGCCACGCCCUGCUCCCCUGCUUAACCCCAGCGAUGCCUACACCUGCUCCGACUCAGAGGAGGGACCUGAGAAAGGAGAGAAGACCUCCAUCCACAAGCGUCUGAGGCGGAGUCUCCACCCUGGCCUUCUGAGAAGAAUCUCUUCCACGUGGACCACCACCACCUCCGCCACAGGCCUGCCCACCAUCGAGCCGGGGCCUGUCCGAAGGGACCGCAGCGCCAGCAUCAAACCCUACCAUGAAACACUCACCUGCAGCUGUGGGAGACCAUACAUCAGACUGAGCCACGGGGAGGGCUCUAUAGACAAGGGAGACAGGAUACCACGGUCAGCAGAGGACCAAGUGGUUGUGUCAUCAGACUAUGACAGCACCCACGAAGCCAACCACAGCGACAGCAGUGAUGUAGCACAUACAGAGGAGGACACGGAGGAAGGGAAAAACCCCACCCAGAAUGUCAUCCUCCACCCACUAAUACCUCCUGAGGACAACCCGAUUCUGGCUCCAGAGCCGUUGGUAAUGGAGGACUUGGAGCCUCUAAUGAGUCAGCUAAACAAUUGGAACUUCCCCAUCUUCAGCUUAAUGGAGAAGACCAAUGGGAAAUGUGGACGGAUCCUCAGUCAGGUCUCCUACAGGCUCUUUGAAGACACUGGCCUGUUUGAGACCUUUAAGAUCCCUGUAAAAGAAUUCAUGAACUACUUCCAUGCCCUUGAGAAUGGUUACAGAGACAUACCAUAUCACAACAGGGUCCACGCCACAGAUGUACUUCAUGCAGUCUGGUACCUCACCACGCAGGCCGUGCCAGGUCUGCCGAGCCUCAUUACUGACCACGGUUCUGCCAGUGACUCAGACUCCGACAGUGGAAUAACACACAGUCAUAUGGGCUUCCUGGUUUCAAAGACCUACACUGUGUCAGAAGAUGUUUAUGGCUGCCUGUCGGGCCUCAUACCUGCUCUGGAGCUCAUGGCCCUCUAUGUGGCUGCCGCAAUGCACGAUUACGACCAUCCCGGGCGGACCAACGCUUUCCUUGUGGCUACCAGCGCCCCGCAGGCAGUGCUCUACAAUGAUCGAUCCGUUCUGGAAAACCACCAUGCUGCCUCAGCCUGGAACCUCUUCAUGUCGCGGCCAGAGUACAACUUCCUCGUCAACUUGGACCACGUGGAGUUCAAGCGUUUUCGUUUCCUGGUCAUUGAGGCCAUACUGGCCACCGAUUUGAAGAAGCACUUUGACUUCCUUGCUGAGUUCAAUGCAAAGGUGGGUGACGAUCCGUCUACAGGCAUCGAUUGGUCCAACGAGAAUGACAGGUUGCUGGUCUGCCAGAUGUGCAUUAAACUGGCUGAUAUCAAUGGGCCUCUGAAGUGCAAGGACCUGCAUCUGCAGUGGACAGAGGGCAUAGUCAACGAGUUCUAUGAACAGGGGGAUGAGGAGUCCAGCCUGGGCCUUCCUAUCAGUCCCUUCAUGGACCGAGCAGCACCACAGUUGGCAAAACUCCAGGAAUCGUUCAUCACACACAUCGUGGGACCGCUGUGCAACUCCUACGACUCAGCCAGCCUCAUGCCUGGACGAUGGGUGGAACCCAACCUGGAGGCAGAGGAGCCAGAGAUCAUGGAGAAUGAGGAGGAGGAUGAGGAGGAGGAUGAGGAGGAGGAUACCGCAGAAGAGGACACGUCCACCAGCUCAGAAGCAUCACAGAAAGCAGCUCCCAAGAAGAGGAGGAAAGUCUUCUGUCAGAUCACCCAGCACCUGCUGGAGAACCACGAGAUGUGGAAGAAGGUGAUCGCAGAGGAGGCCCAGAAACAGGGCCAAGGAGCAGAGUCUGUCCAUUUAAACAAUGUAGCUGAGCCUAUUCUGGCUAUUCAUGAGGAAGAAGAGGAGCCAGGCAGCAGAGAGGAGCUGGUAGAAGGAGAGGAUCCAGAGGAGGGAGUGGAGGAACCAGACUGGCCUGUGUCUCCGCAGGAAGACUCUAAACCUCCAGAGGAACUAGAGGAGGGGGACGCACAGUGAAACAGCCCAUGGGAAAUAUGGCGUCAGUCAGGGCAAGGACGUGGAAAAGUAUUUCAUUGUUUCUUAUCCUAUUAACUGACUCCUAUUUUUGCCAGCACGUCACUUAGACACAACACUGUAGAUGUUUGGGAAAUGUGUGCCUAUACAGAAAAAAACAGGGUGGGAAAAUUUGUGCUUUACACAUUUUAUCUGAAUAUCGGGUUUCACCAAACAUUUAAAGGAGCUUUCCAUAUUGCAAUACGGGAUUAUUCGUGAACUUUGGGAUACAGACUCUUUCGCUACUGUCAAGAGAAGAGGAAGACUGGUUGCACAGACCUCAACCCAUUGUGGUAACACAGGACUGCAGAAAUUUGCUGCCAAUUUAUACAUAAUUAUUUUCAGAAUGCAAUUAUAUAGACAUCACAGUUACUUGUACUUGUGUUUCAAUUUUAGCAAGAGUUUUUAAGGUCUCACAUGGGCCAUAAUAUGUUUUUUUUUUUCUAUAGAUAUGGAUUAUAAAGGGAGUUAAUCAAAUGAGGAACAUUGGUGUAUCUUUCUUCCUUUCAACUUCUGCCAAAAUGAAUCACUCACCCAUGGGCUUUAUCAUAAAAACUCAAAAAUUCAUACAUCUUAUGUUUCACAUUUGUUGCCAAAUUAAGUACUUUAUACCAUUCGGUGUAGCCAUAUUAGUUUAAGGAGGGAGACUUGAGGCUCCUCAGAGUCUGUAUGUGUGUGCGUGGGUGUUUUGGUCUGUGUUUAAACUAAUGCGCUCAUAUGCACAAUUCUUCUGCAGACGACAUAGAUAGAGUCAGCAGAUUAACUGACAUUUGUGCCAUUUCUGGUCUCCAGUCCCAAGGUAUAUAUGGUGGUCACUGAAGGUUUCACUGUCCAAAAUGUUGUAGUCCAGAGGCCUGCACUGACAAAGCAACGGUCGGUUGUUGGAAAUGAAUCUGUGCUGGAAAAGAAGAAAAAAAGGGAGUAAACGGGACAUACAUUAGCAAUACCAAAGUGUUAGGAACAUAAAAAGGAAAAAAAACAAAAAAAACAGGUAAGCAUGCAUUCAUAAGAUAUACAGAACCAGAAAGUUGAAUCUACUAAACAAUAUCCCCUAAAUAGAUGAAAUGUAUAAUCUUACGAAGUUCUUUUAAAAUGGCCAUAGGUAGACUAACCAAUACAAUGUCUUUUUGUUUUUGCUAUCAGCUUUUGACUCUCCGACAAUGUAUUUGGGUUCAUUGUGCUGUAUUAUACUCUAUACUUACUGGUCCUCAUUAUGUAAAUGCCCGCAAAUGAUGCUGACCUUUAACCCUCAGGUAACCCUCAACUGUUGAAAUUCAAAGUAAACAUCUGUAUCACCUGUGAGGACAGUAAGUUAAAAACACGCAGGGAUAGUAUGUUACCUUGGAAUAUGUUCAUAAAAGGCUUAGAACGACGCUAAAGCUUAGUCAAGGUUCAUAAAAGCGCAAGCUAUGUUUAAGUUAAGUUAAUUUAAGUUUAAGUUAUAAGUUUUCAUCAUCAGCCAGUCAAAUUUCAAGUGACCCAUCCUCAGCUCAAAAUAUUGUCACAGCAGUGGUGGUGCAAGGUGAUGGGAGCUAAAACAAGUCUCUGAAGCUAACUACUAUAGCUGUUUGAUGGUGGCAGAAAAGUUAUUAAGUAUAGGCCAAUGUAGCAGUGACGGCUGGUGUUCCCAGCUCAAUUUUUUGCUGCUCAUUUUCAGUCCAUGAGAAUUCUGCCCCCCCCCCUUUUAUGGGGGAAAAUAACUGUGUUAGCAGCACAAUAUGAUUUUAUUCAGACAUUGUCACAUUGUUUAUCUAUAAUGUGCAUAUUUCGGUCAUUGUUUUCUUAUUGUUUCAUAAUCACUAAGAAAUAUUUUUUUUGAAAAGGGUAGUGAGACUGUUUUAGUCACACCAGGCAUUUAACUGUUGAAAUCAAUUAUCCUAAAUAGCAAUGGGAAAUUGCAUCGUUAGAAUUCCCGAUUGACAUAAAAAUACUUUCUAAAAUGUGACUUGUUCAUGUGACGAGAGUAAAUGUGACGUGACAUAAUAACAUUGAUCUACAUAACAUGAUAAGAGUGUUAAGGUCAGGACCUAAUGCAUGACGAACCGUAAUAUGUUCCAGUGCACUGUAAAACUCAAAGUCACAUGAUAGCCUCUACUUUCAACUGAGACAAGGCCAUGGGGUAAACCAGUUACAUAUCCAACUGCACAGUGGCCCAAGUAGGAUGCAAAAUAUCCCAGAUGAAUAUCUCGCCAUCCUUUAAUAAUUCACAUUUACAUAGAAAAAGUGUAUGAGAGAGCACAAGUAGAUCUUGAGUUUAAUUAGUGAAGUGCUCUGCUAGUCAACUUACUGUCACAUACAAGAGGUAAUAUGUAAUGAAUUAUCCACUGCUAGUCUUGUCGAGUUCUCAUGACCUACACGCACAUCUGAAUCUCUUAUGGGUUGGUAUCUCAUACUGUACCACUGCUUUCAUCCAUAAUUUUAUUUCUUUAAACUGAUCUUACAAAAGCAGAACAGCACAGGACAACCCACAGACAGGAUAUGGUGGAGCUUCUGAAAUAAAAUUUUAAGACACAGGUGUAGAACAUCAUGUUCUUGUAUCUUUGCAGAUCCGGCAUUAGCAUACUCUAUUACCACACAAUGUUCCUGUCUGUGUUGAACAGCACACUAGAUUCAUAAUGGCCUGUUUACUGCUGCCCAGUCUCUGCUACAGUGUGUUUUGGUGGGGGGUGAGGGGCUCAGCCUACUGCAUCCAAACGAGUCGAAGGUAAUUGGUUAACCCACUGAUUAGAAAGGCAUUACACAGAGAAUCAUUUACUCCAAACCCUUUAUCUGACCAGAACUGCCGGAAGCCACUGAAUCAGAACAACCUUAAUUUUUUUUUGGCCUCUACUGAUCAUGUAUUGCCUCACCCACUCUAGCUUGUAUACAACAUGCCUGCUGUUUUCUGUACGUCCCCUGCACUUCAUCCCUAAUGGGCUAUAAUCAUCAUUAUGGACACAAUGGAUACAUUUUCUUCAGCUUUUGAAAAACCUGAUAAGAUAUCAACAAUGUUUUAUAGGAAAACUACUGGAUUUAACACAGACAUCUCUAAUGAAGUGGCCCAGAAUUAGAAAAAAAACCACUUUCAAUCAUUCAGAUGAGAUUGUGUAACUUCCGUUUAGAGUUUCCAUUUAAGCUCUCGCUUUGUGAAUCUAUAUACACAGUGUGUGUGAGAGAGUAAGAGAGUGUGUGUUUGUGUCUAUUUGAACUCUUCCACUGGCCUCUCUAAUGUGACUCUGUCCUUACUGGGAGGAAGGGGAUGCUGCUUCUGCUCACCAGUAGAGAUAGUGAUGCAGUUAGCAGGUCUUCGAAUUCUUCUCAGAUACUCAGAUGAAAUUGUUAUUCACAGAAGGCCCUAUAGCACAUUUCUCCUUGCGCUUCCUCUUUGAUCUACGUACUGCUUAGUCUACAGAUCUGAGAUCAUCACUGGCAACAGUAGUAGAGCAUUCAUCACAAAAUGUCGCUCAUCUUUAAAGGCGAUGGGAUUCUGUCCACUGUGUUAAU
Xiphias gladius (swordfish) is the source of this 6660-nucleotide messenger RNA. RefSeq names its product cGMP-inhibited 3',5'-cyclic phosphodiesterase A-like. The transcript has 14 exons. The record is from RefSeq and is a predicted model, not a curated record. Gene Ontology annotation, biological process: positive regulation of oocyte development; oocyte maturation. Gene Ontology annotation, molecular function: 3',5'-cyclic-AMP phosphodiesterase activity. The coding region runs from base 1 to 3141 and encodes 1046 amino acids. NCBI's taxonomy places the organism in Eukaryota, Metazoa, Chordata, Actinopteri, Istiophoriformes, Xiphiidae. Gene Ontology annotation, cellular component: cytosol.